CGUCCCCCGUGUGUUUCUAAGUGCUGCUGCUCUUGAAAUUUGGUGAAAAUGCAAGCAGAAGUUAAGACAGGCCAAACAAAUCGCGAUCUUUAAGGCGGAUCUUCAACGAACGGCCGGCGAGGGCUUGCCCAAACUCCACUAAACCACACCGCCCCACGACCCCACUCCGAGCGAAAAGCGUAAGGAUUCGUUGUCGUCGUCGUCACACAAUAUGUCUCAAUCGCAUCGUGACCGAGGUGGCGGCUCCGGGCCACUGCCAAAUCGUUGGCUAUAUUGCCCUCGGAAAAGCGACUCGAUCAUUGCCGAGCGUUUUCUGGCCUUUAAGACACCACUCAGUCAGGCAUUCAAGGACAAAAUGCCCAUUGAGUGCACCUUUCGUCCUGAGAUGCUCUUUGACUACUGCAAGACAGUGAAGCACAAGCUAGGUCUCUGGGUGGACUUGACCAACACGAAACGAUUCUAUGAUCGCUCGACGGUGGAGGAGCGCGGGGCGCAAUAUAUUAAGCUGCAGUGUCGCGGCCAUGGUGAGACUCCCUCGCACGAGCAGACGCGCAGCUUCAUUGAAAUUGUCGACAACUUCAUCACGGAGCGUCCUUUCGAUGUGAUCGCCGUCCAUUGCACGCAUGGCUUCAAUCGCACGGGCUUCCUGAUUGUCUCCUAUAUGGUCGAGCGUCUCGAUUGCUCCUUGGAGGCAGCCCUAUCCGUCUUUGCCAACGCCCGGCCACCGGGUAUCUACAAGCAGGACUAUAUUGAUGAGCUAUACAAACGGUUUGAGCUUGGCGAGGAUGCUCCCCAGGCGCCUGAACAGCCCAACUGGUGUCUGGAGUACGACGACAGCAAUGGCGAUGAUGACAUCUUGCCGAGCAGAAAGCGCCCCAACGAUGACAGCAGCACCUCUUCGUCCACAUCGCAACAGGCAGCAGCUGGAGAUGGCAACGAAGACGACGCCGAUGACGUGGAUGGGGAGGAGGGCGAGGGCGGCGAGGGUGGCGAAGCCAAUGGUUCGAAGAAGAAGCGACGACGGGAGAUGGUCGUAAGGAAUGCCACAUUCAUGGACGGAGUCCCCGGGGUACGACAAGUCUGCGAUCAGCCGCGUUUGGGCGACCUCCAGUCGAGGGUGCAGAACUGGUGUCACUGGAACAAGAAUGGCUUCCCCGGCUCCCAGCCGGUGUCCAUGGACAGGCAUAAUAUCAAGCGACUGAGCGAGAUACCCUAUCGCGUUUCCUGGAAAGCCGAUGGCACACGCUACAUGAUGCUCAUCGAUGGCCAAGACGAGGUGUACUUCUUUGACCGAAAUCACUCAUGUUUCCAGGUGGAGAAUGUCACGUUUCUCGAUGGCAAGAAUCUAAACGAUCAUCUCGAUGGCACCCUGGUGGAUGGGGAAAUGGUGCUGGACAGGAUCGCUGACGGUGUGAUGCCGCGUUACCUCAUCUAUGACAUUGUACGGCUCUCCAAUCGAGAUGUGCGCGAGGAGCCCUUCUUUCCCAAUCGACUGGAUUACAUCAAAAACGAUGUGAUAGGUCCCCGCAUCUCGGGCAUGAAGCAGGGCAUCAUUGUCCAAAAACUACAGGCAUUCAGUGUGCGGGCCAAGGAUUUUUGGGACAUUUGGAUGUCUGCCCGCCUGCUGGGCGAGAAGUUCGCCCGUUCGUUGGCCCACGAGCCCGAUGGUUUGAUAUUUCAGCCUUCGCAUCAGCCCUACACGGCCGGCGUCUGUCCGAAUGUCUUCAAAUGGAAGCCCCACGAACUCAACUCUGUGGAUUUUCGGCUCAAGAUCAUCACAGAACGCGGCGAAGGACUGCUGACCAAAAAGGUUGGCUUCCUCUAUGUGGGCGGACAUGACGCACCGUUCGGGCGUAUGCAAAAGUUGACCAAGGAUAUCCGUGAUGUGGACAACAAGAUUGUGGAGUGCACCAUGAAUCAGUUUGGCAACUGGGAGUUUAUGCGAGAGCGAACAGACAAGAAGCAUCCAAAUAGCUUCAAUACAGCACGCGCCGUUGUGGAGAGCAUAAAGCAACCGGUUACAAAGGAUUAUCUGCUUAAUUAUAUUGCCAAUUGUGGAUUUCGUGAUGAUCAUACCAUGAUGCCGCCACCUCAUAAUGCCCACCAUUCCCAUGGUGCCAUGCAGCAUGCCCAGCAUCAUCAGGGGGCACCACCACAUGGUCAGCAUCGGUCCGUUUGA
Molecule: messenger RNA, 2179 nt
Organism: Drosophila persimilis
Lineage: Eukaryota; Metazoa; Arthropoda; Insecta; Diptera; Drosophilidae
Gene: mRNA-cap
Product: mRNA-capping enzyme
Exons: 6
Coding region: 212-2179 (655 amino acids)
Biological process (GO): 7-methylguanosine mRNA capping; dephosphorylation
Molecular function (GO): ATP binding; protein tyrosine/serine/threonine phosphatase activity; mRNA guanylyltransferase activity
Source: RefSeq, a predicted model, not a curated record